Plasmodium cynomolgi strain B is the source of this 720-nucleotide messenger RNA. RefSeq lists its product as hypothetical. The record is from RefSeq and is a predicted model, not a curated record. The coding region runs from base 1 to 720 and encodes 239 amino acids. NCBI's taxonomy places the organism in Eukaryota, Apicomplexa, Aconoidasida, Haemosporida, Plasmodiidae. The transcript is spliced from 2 exons.
AUGAUAAAAGAUAAUAUCGGAAGUACUUUGAAAACAUUUAAAACCAGUGAUUGGAGACCUCAAGUAGAAUUAAUUAAAGAAACAAUCUUAGAAAAAAUUGGAAGUCUAGAUCCAGAAGAUAUAAAACCUAAAUUUGAAGAAAUAAAAGGAGCUAUUAUUGAAAAAAUAACAGCAAAUAUCGAAUCUGAGGUAAAACCAAAAUUAGACAAUAUAAAAUUAAAUGUGCUGGACACAUUGGAUGACAUUAAUAAUGGAGUUCUUCAGCCAAAAAUUAAUGAUAUAAAAGAUACCAUUAAUAGAAAUAUAGGAAACCUUGAAUAUGAAGUGAUACCAAAAAUUGGAAAAACUAUAAAGGAGUGCGUUACAGAUAAAAUAGGAGAUAUUUCAACUGGUAUUGGAAAAACGUCAGAAACAAUAAAAGACACAGUAAUUAGUAAUGUAAAAUCAGUGUGUGAUAAUGUUCCUGUUGCUAAAAAUAUAAAAGAAAUGGCUAAUAAAAUAAUCCCAGAUCCAAACUUAACCAUGGAACAAAAUUUAAUAAAUUCAGUGAGUAGAUCAACAUUAGGAUUUAACAUUUUCGGGGAUCUUAAAAAUCGUUUUAAAAAUUUAGGAAGCACAACUAAAGCAAUUGGAAGUUUAUGUGUAUCGUUUUUAUUAGCAAUCGGAGGAAUCAUUAGUUUACUCUGCUUUUUUCAUAUUAUGCUUCAUUUAAAUUAUUAA